UCGCUAACCGCGCCGUAGCCUUGUUUUUGGGUAGCAGUGCCCCGGCCAUGGCGACAGGUUCUGCAACGCAACCUGGUUUGAUUGAAACCAUCGCUUUGAGUUUGAAACCAAUUCUGGUCCUGGAGUCCUCGCCUUGGAUUUGCUGAGCACCUUCUGUUCCCGAGAUUUCUCUCAGCCAUGUAUUUCUCCAGAAAGUGCUUUGCAGAUUGGCAUCGUUCUCGUUUCGGCGCGCAGGUUGCCCGCAUUGAAAGACAACUUGCACGAUCACCUGAAAAUGUGGAAGUUCGCAGUCGUUUACUCCUGGCCUAUUCCAAAGAGCUUGCAAGAUGCAACAGAACAACCUUGAAAGGUACAGCUCCAUUGGCUCCAUGUUCUGAUUUCCUGGAACUGGUACAUCUACAUGGGAUGGAGUUUUUGAAGGCGAGUCUCGAGGCUUCGACAGCCAAGAGGAUUCAAUCCGUCAUGGACACCUUGUUGGACCUGAAGGAUUUCCAGCUGUAUCCACUGAUCGCCCGCUUUGCCGUGACUUUGGCCCGCCACGAAGAAUCUUUGUCGGAAUUUGAUUGGAAAGGGGAACUCCAAGAACGUGCAACGAUGUUCCACUAUGAAACCGCCUUGCAACUGCUAAAAUCUGUGAAGUGCCUUGAGGAGGCUCAAGAGGUUUUUGAUGAGGCGGUUUCAUUGGAACGUGGUGGCCAAAGAAUGAUCGCAUGGACGAAGUUGUGGCAGACGCCAUCGGUAUACGUCCGAGGCUUGCGGCCAGUGUCGGCCUGGUGGGAGGCAACGGAUUUACCACUUGCAGAGGUUUUGGAAGAGAAUAUGUCAGCCAUUCGCUCCGAAUUGCAGGGGCUUUUAGAGAAGGGUGGUCAGAUGAUAGUGGAUCCGGCUUAUCCACGACUGACUUCGAUGGGGGAUUGGGAUGUGAUUCGUUUGUAUUACAACAAGCACUGGGACCCCACUGCUGUAGCGUUGGCGCCCAAGACUACGGAACUCUUGCGCGACAAACUGCCGGGAGCUUCCAAUGGUUUGCCGUACAUCCACUACAACACCGAAGAGGUGUGCUUCUUCCGAAUGACACCUGGCACCCGCGUCAUGAUGCAUAGCGGUGGUUGCAACGCCCGCUUAAACCUCAGCCUCGGCCUCUUGGGUUGCAGCGACUCCUUCAUUGAAGUUGCAGGGGAAGAGCGGCGCUGGAGGAAUGGAGAAAUGUUGGCCUUUGAUGACUCCUGCGAUCAUUCUGCACGACACGAUGGUGAGGAGGACCGUUGGGUGUUGACCGUUGGAGUAAUGCAUCCGGAUUUGGUCGAGCGCCCCGAGAUCUUCAGAGAUGUGGGACAGUGGCGCAGCGAAUACGAAUCCUUCGGACCGGAAGUUUGGGAGAAAAAACAUGCC
Cladocopium goreaui is the source of this 1392-nucleotide messenger RNA. The record is from the annotation of a GenBank genome assembly. NCBI's taxonomy places the organism in Eukaryota, Dinophyceae, Suessiales, Symbiodiniaceae.